UGGAACAUAUUUCGCUUAUAAAUUUCGUUCUGUUUCAGACAAGUUAUUUCAACGUGUCGCACCGUUAGACGGUAUCUCUUUUUGUUCGAUUUUGUGCCGGAAUAUCGAGCGGACCACUAACUUUUCUGACUUUGUUUUUAGAAAAAGGGCUGCGUAUCCAAUAACAACCGCGGCGCUCCUUAUCUAUUCGCACUUGAACCUUUGCAAAUAUCUAAGUGGGAUCUUUCAGGUCAUUCGCUGGCCCCGCGGAUCUCUGGCGCGGCACAGGUUUCACGUUUACCCUGAGCGACGCCACUCUCCUCCUUCGAAGGAGCCACGCAGAUUUUUCGCGCCAAUCCAAAAUUGUAAAGAGGGUGGGAGAAUAAAAAGCCCAUGGAGAACGACCUGGAAGAAAACGUCUACGAAACCCCCGACAUGGAGCUGGAGCUGACUGACGACCAUUCCCUGCAGGGGGAUGAAGAGGUGCAGUACGACGAGGUGGCCCGCUCCUCCUCGUCCUGUUCGGCUGUCUCCAGCCCGGAGAGCGCGGGGGAGCUCAGCGAUCAGCAGCAGGAGCCCUCCGGUGACAGUGAGCCUCCCGACUGCAGCGUUUACCAAGAGGUCUUCGACGCACCGGAGGAGCUAGAGGAGCUGGAAGAGGUGCAGAGCGACGGCCAGAGCUCCGAGACUUACAGCACGCACCUGAACGGCAGCCCGAGCCGAAGCAGUGACCAUGGCCAGCCUUUCGAGAUUUCUCUGUACGUUAAGGCUGGCAUUGAUGGAGAGAGUAUCGGAAAUUGCCCCUUUUCUCAGCGUCUCUUCAUGAUUUUGUGGCUAAAAGGUGUUGUGUUCAAUGUAACAACAGUUGACCUAAAGAGAAAACCAGCUGACCUGCAUAAUUUAGCUCCUGGUACUCACCCUCCAUUCCUGACCUUUAACGGAGAUGUCAAGACAGAUGUCAACAAAAUUGAAGAAUUUUUGGAGGAAACACUGUGCCCACCAACGUACCCCAAGCUUGCAGCAAAGCACCAUGAAUCGAAUACUGCUGGAAUUGACAUAUUUGCAAAAUUUUCAGCAUAUAUUAAAAACACAAGGAUAAAUGCUAAUGAAGGCCUGGCAAGAAGUCUGAUCAAAGCUCUGAAGGAACUGGAUGGAUACCUGAACACUCCAUUACCUGAAGAGAUUGAUGCUGACUGUGUGGAUGAUGUCAACGUAUCCCAACGCAAAUUUCUUGAUGGUGAUGAGCUGACAUUAGCUGAUUGCAAUCUUUUGCCCAAGCUUCACAUUGUAAAGGUUGUAGCAAUGAAGUAUCGAAACUUCGAGAUCCCAGCAGAAAUGACGGGAGUCUGGCGAUACCUGAAUAAUGCCUAUGCACGAGAUGAGUUCACCAAUACCUGUGCGGCAGACACUGAAAUUGAAUCUGCUUACGCAGAUGUAGCGAGACGGCUUUCACGAUCUUAGAUCGAUAACACGGUCAUUCAGUAUCAUUGCUAACGAUACAAAAUGGUCUCACAUCACAAGACUGCGUUUGAUUGCCUUGGUUUUUAAACCUAAUCCCGUUCACAGACACCAUAAUAUUUCAGCUGUCUGUUUUAGUUUCAAGUAACAUGAGAAAUUUAUAAUCGAGCACUGAUCAUAAGUGUGAUGUUCGGCCACCCGCCACACCCGCUGUCCCAAAUUAAUGAAUGUUCAUUGUUCAUUUUUGAUAGAAGCUGUUUGAAGUUUAUUGCCUUAUCUUAAAAUCGCAGCGAGUCUUUACGUUUACGUUUCAAGGAAUCAAAUUAACAUGACACGGUCUGAGAUACAAGAAGUGCUGCAAAUUAUAAAAAUAUCCAGAGCCAUGACGAUUCCAUUUAUUUUUCCAAAGCUUGAGUUGACUGUUGAAUUUGGAGCUCAAAUUGAAACUUUACGAUAAUGAAUUAAGUUUAGGCUGAUAAGCAGCUAAAUUAGGACAGGCUACCCGAGUUAACUCACACCUCAAAAGCUUUAAUCUCGGGCAAGCAGAAAUAAAAUUUUAGUGAUGACAGAUUGGAUCCUUUUUAUAAAUUUCUUUAACAUGAUCAAUCAGAAUGUUCGUUUUUUUAUGGUACUUUAACUGUAUCUGAGAGCCAGGUCAGUCCUAAACGAAUCAGAUAUGACAGCUUCUUUUAAGGCAUACAAGCCAAACUAUUCAGUUAUGCUUUUGAAUGAUGUUCCUGUUUCAUUUCAAGGCAUUUUAAUGUUUUAUUUCAUCUCUGCAUUGUUGGAGGAAUUAUUGAGGGGUUGUUUUCUUGUAUGAAGGCUUCCUGUUUGUUUUUACUUUUCAAUCUCAUUUCUGAGUUUGGACCACUUGGAUUAAAUUAACUGUUGAGGCCUAAUAUUGCUUUGAAAUGUAAAGUAAAUAACAGAAAAUAAAUCUCUCUUAUAGCUCUUCUAGUAUUUUAAGGAAAGUCCCAAAGCCCCUUACAUAAGACCUAAGAAGAAGAUGUGGGAUUAACAAAGGAAUAGCCUGCCUUAUGCCAGAAAGCAAUUGAGAUUUUUAUUUUAUAAGGCUGAUAAAUAUAAAUUGAAUAUUUUGCAGAUAAGAUUAGUCCAACAAUUGGAAAUCAAACAAUUUUUGUAACUUAUAGUUUCUAAGCGUGUGUAUACUGGUAGUGCAUUUGUUGUUGUGUUAAAAGAAUUUUAUUUGUCUGCUAUUUUACUGGAAGAACAGGAAAUAAGAUGGCUAUAGCCCCCAACAGACAUGAAUUUAAAUCUUGUUUCUAUAGAUUAAUUGGGUGCUAUUGUGAAUCCUUUUAGAACUGAAACAGAUUCAUAGAAAACAAACGAUCAGAUACCUGAACACAAAUUUCAAGUGUGGGGAGUUAGUCUCAUCUCCAUUUUCCAGAAUAAAGAUGACUUAUCAGAAAUGAUUUUGAAACGUGGAAAUUUAUUAGUUAAGGACAAAAACAAAAUUGUUAUCUUUUUGUUAAUUGAAAAUCAGUGUUUGUAUUAAUGGCAAAGACUAACGAUGCUUAAUUGUAUAACAUCAGCACAAUAGUGCAUAAAUUGCGUCCUCUGGUUGAACAGUGAUUUGCUGUAGCUGAGCAUCCAACAGUGUGUGGCAUUUGUUUGACUUGCCCCAACUCAUUUAAGAUUUUUUUAGUUUCUUGUAUUACCAUUUUUUUGAAAGUUAGAGCUGAUUACAGUGCAGUAAGGGAAACUGAGAUCUGUGACCUGACAGAACAAAAUAUGCAACUGCACAUCUCCUUAACCAAUGAUAUUGAAGCAUUAUGAAAUUAACAGCUCAAAGACUGACAGGGAAAUGCAAGUGAUAAUAGGUGAAAUCAGUGUCAAAUCAGGCGCAGAAAGAGUAAUAAUGAGGGAAAUAAUGAAUGGAUAGAGUGAGUAAAAUGUAGAUUUUUUUAGAGAAGAAAGACAUCCCGUAAAAAUCACGUAUUGGUUCCUGAAUGAUAUUUGUAGUAAUUUAUGAUAGAUAGCUUAAGGAUCACAUUCUGGCCUAUUGCAUGAUUGCUUUAGCAGACAAGAUUAAAGCAAACUACUGGUUUAAUUGAUCAACUAGAUGUAAUCCAGCGUUUUAUCCAUUUUGUACCUUCUUGCAAAUUCUGCCAGAUUUCAGCCGAAAUGAUAAAACUAUAUAGAUGUAUGAAAAUCUUCAGUAAAAAACAAGGAGUUGCUUUUUAUUUUAAUGCAACUCGCCACAGAAAUUUGUAUUCCAUUUUACUUUGAAACAGUUUCUUGUUGCAUCCGGAGAGGCAUCUGAUCAGUGUGGGACCAUUUUACUGAUUUGGCUCAAUUAAAACUUCCAUCCGUUUUUCAAAUGUUCACAUGUUUGCAACACAGCUGAAUGGUUUGAUUUAGAAAGCUAUUGAGUUUGUUUCAUUUAAAAGAAGCUUUUGUUACUGUUUCGCUUCACAUUACGCAAAUAGUGUUGAUUCCAUUGAUUAUGGAUCUCAAUUCAUUGAUCACUUAAUGUUAAGCCUCAUACAUGUGUCUGGAAAUAUCUAUCUUCAGUUGUUGGUGUCCUUACAGAUUUACACAAUUUAUUUCUGUAUUACUCGUCAUUUCAGACACUGGUGUUUUCUCCUUUUGUAGUAACCAGUAUUCUUCUGGGAAUAUGCUAAAGAAUAGUUAAUGAAGAAUGUGGGUAAGCCAGAAAAUAAUGUACCUCCAAUACCCUUGAACUACUGUUUGCCACUCCUUCCCUGCAUGGUAUACCCAAUUUAAGUGAACAAGAAAGCAUUGAAGAAGUUAGGUGAGCUUGGAAGACUACACUGUUGAUUUGCUUGAAGGCCAAGACUUUGCUUUUCUUAGUCCUGGCUCAUGAGAGAAACUGUGGUAAAUUAUCUGAUGUAACUACAAAUUGCUCCUAUGCCUAGCAAAUAUUUACCUCUAGGCUCUGACAAAUGCAUCUGUGGUGGUAGUAUAUAACUUUUUCACCUCUGUGAAUCAUGGACAAUAGCUGUCAGCAAUACAGUAAGAUUGUCCAUCAAACAUAAAUAGAUCUGUACCCACAAUCCGGUGGAGAAAGUGAUGAGUUUCAGUGUCUAUCGCUAUUCAAGCCUGUGAAUAGUGCAAGCUACACAGUCAGCAACCAUGACUAGAAAGAAAUCAGUCUCCUUAACUACCUGCUGUCCUGCCCCCUACAUGAGUGAACUGUUAACUGUGAUGAUCUUAUAUUGUUUCUGAAAAAUGUUCUCCUUCUCCUGUUUAUGUAUUUAUAUACCACACACUACUCCUGGUGCUAGGAACUCUUUCUACCACUCCAUAAGCAGUUAAUUGGAAUAGAAAAGGCCAUUGAGAUCCAAUUAAUUAACCACCCUGCCUACAAUAACAUUAUAUGCCGUAUUACAGCUCUUAGCAAUUUUCUUAAAUGUAUUACCACACUUCAUCUUCACUGCCACUGUUUGCACAUUGGCAAUGAAAGACAAAUGCCUUUAAUUUUUAACUUCCUCCAUUCCUGUAUAGGGGUGGCAGAUAUUAAGGUGUGUCAUCUUCACAUUAUAAUGGUCCCUUGGUGGAACCAUAGCUGUAGUCUGUAUUGUGGCAGGCUCUGCUACAGCUACAGCAAAAACAUCUAAUAGUUCCCACCAGCAGAAUUUCCCUGGCUUGUUGUACUCUUCACAUUUACUGAAGUAGGAGUCAUGUCUUGCACUGUUGAAUGAUGACAAUUACCUGUCCAUUUUUGCUCUUUCCUAGAGUAAUACAGCAUGGAAACAGGCUGUUUGGCCCAAACUGAUCCAUGCUGACCAUGGUACCCACUCAGCUAGUUCCAAUUGCCCGCAUUUCUACCAUAUCUCUCUAAACCCUUCCCAUCCAUGUACCCUAUCCAAAUGUUUUUUAAAUGUCGCUAUUGCACCUGUCACAUCCACGUUCUGUGGCAGCCCAUUUCAUAUACACACCACUCUCUGCGCGAAGAAGUUACUGCACAAGUCCUUCUUAAAUCUUUCCCCUCUCAUCAUAAACCUAUGCCCUCUAGUUUUCAAUUUCUCAUCCCUGGGAAAAAGACAGUAUGCAUUCAUCCUGUCUGUGCAUGUCAUGAUGUUAUAUGCCUCAAUAAAGUCACCACUCAUUCUCCUACAUUCCAUGGAAUAAAGAUCUAUCCUGGCCAACCUCUCCCUAUAACCGAGGCCUAUUAGUCCUGGCAACAGCCUCGUAAAUCUUCUUCGUAGAUUUGUUUGACUAUGUUGUUCCUGUAACAGGGUGACCAAAACUGUACACAGUAUUCCAAGUGUGGCCUCACCAAUGACUUAGACAACUGUAACAUAACGCCCCAACUCCAAUACUCAGUGCCUCGACCAAUGAAGGCCAGCAUGCUAAAUGUCUUCUUCACCACUCUGUUCGCCUGUGAUGCCACUUAUGAUGAAUUAUGUACUUGUACUCUUUGGUCCCUCUGUUCCACAACACUCCUCAGGACCUCGCCAUUUACUGUAUAAGUCCUACCUGGGUUUGACUUCCCAAAGUGCAACACCUCACAUUUAUCUGUAUUGAAUUACAUUUGCCAAUCCUCAGCCCACUUCCUCUUCUGAUCAAGAUCCCUGUGUAAUAUGUGAUAACCUUCCUUGCUAUCAACGAUACUUUCUAAUUUUGUUUCAUCUGCAAAUUUACUAAUCAUGCUUUGUACAUUCGCCUCCAGAUCAUAUAUGUAAAUAUCAAAUAACAAAGUUCCCAGCACCGACCCCUGUGGCACACCUGCAGUCUGAGAAACAACCUUCAACCAUUAUCCCGUGCCUCCUACAAUCGGGCCAAUGUUGAAUCCAAUUAGCUAGCUUUCCCUAGAUCCUACAUUCAUAACUAGCUUGCCAUGCGGCAUCUCGUCAAAGGCCUUGCUAAAGUCCAUAUAGACAGCAACCAUCAUGUAUCCUCUUGGUUGCCUCUUCAAAAAACUUCACAAGUUUUGUCAGGCAUGAAUUCCUGCACACAAAUCCAUGCUGACUAUCCCUAAUCAGACCUUGUCUAUCCAAAUGUUGGUUGAUCCUGUCCCUCAGUAUCCUCUGCAAUAACUUGCCUACCACUGAUGUCAGGCUCAUUGGUCUGUCAUUCCCUGGCUUGUCUUUGCUACCUUUCUUAAACAAUGGGACAAUAUUAGCCUCCCUCCAGUCUUCCGGAACUUCACCAAUGGCGAAAGACGAAGGAAAAAUGGCUGCAAGGGCCUCAGCAAUUUCUUCCCUAAGUCUUCCCCACAAUGUCUGAGAAUAGACUUGAUCAGGUCCAAGUGAUUCAUCCACCUCAAUGCACAUUAAGGCUGCAAACACCUCCCCUCUGGUAAUCUGUAUGCAGUCCAAAACAUCCCCACUUAAUUCCCUUAUUUCCUUAGCAUCCAUGAUUCUCUCCUCCAUAAACACUGAGGAGAAAUAUUUGUUAAAAAUCUCCCCCAUCUCCUGUGGCUCCAUACAUAGAUGGCCAUGAUAAUCUUUAAGGGGAUCUACUGUCUCCCUAGCCACCUUGUUUAAUUUUAAUACAGCUAGUAAAACAUCUUAGGAUUACCUUUAAUCUUAUCUGCCAGAUCAAUCUUACACCCUCAUUUUGCUCUUCUGAUUUCCCCCUUAAGUGUGCUCCUACACUUUUUAUAAACAUCUAGGGAUUCACUUGAGCCCAAUAGCUAAAACCCAACGUAUGCCUUCUUUCUCCUGAUCAGAGCCUCAAUGUCCCCUGUCAGCCAGGGAUCCCUAAACCUACCAGCUUUUCCCUUCACUCUAACAGGGACAUACUGUCCUUCAAUCUGGAGUCUUGGUAUUUUGUUCACAUCCUGCACAUGGAAGGAUAACUUUGUCUUUUUUAUAUAGUUUUUAAACCUUUCAGGGCCAUAACUGAUCCAUAAGAUAAAUAAGAAAUUUGUUUUACAUUCUUAUGUGAAUACUUUUGCAGUAAUUUUGUUUUGCUGCAUUGCUGUUUCAAAAAUCCUCUGUGGAGCCUAAAAUUUUACUCUCAGUUUAUUUCAUAGGCACAAUUUCAUAGGCACAAUUUUCAGAUGAUACGAAGCCACUAGAAUUUGAGAAAUCCGUUCAGAAAAAACAGAAUUAAUAACGUCAUUAAAAAAGGAAAUAAAUGUAUAUCUGAUAUUAAUAAAGGCAAAGUUUGCAAAGUCGCCAUUUUCCCACUCUACCAUAGGACUCCUCUUUCAUUAGGAGCGAAGAGUGGUGGUGGUUUAAUCUGAGGGUCACCAUGCCUCAGAGGAAGGGAAAAGUUGAGGAGGAGAACCCUUCCGCUGGUGUAGGAAUUGAACCUAUGUGUGACCAAGCAAAUCAACUCCAUAUCUGAUAUUGAUGACAUCGUAACCCAGCACUGGAACUGAUUGCACACUGCAUCAACUAUCUUUCAUUUGGCUCAGUUUGCCUUCCUUAUGUUCAACAGUAUCACUUUUUGCUGUGCAUGUUCUCUGAAGGGCAACCACUUGGUACACCACUUGUCACACUACAAAGAAAACCAGCUGCACUGUUGAUGGAAAAGUACGAUUUAUUUGACCAUUGUCUUGUAUGCUCUUCAAUGUGGGUUCAGCAGGUGAAGCCAAAGUUGAGAAUCUGUGGUUGAUAUAUUUUCCAUUACAGUUUUUGAAAAGUAAGAUUUAAGGGGCUUUUAAAAUUCAAAAACUUCUGAAAAGGUGGGAUUAAAUGCAUAUUGAAAGAUGAUUUUCUAUGAUUGCAGAAUCAAUAAUGAGGGCUCACUUAUUUGAAACUGCUCCCUAAAGUGUGAACAGAAAGAUGAGCAGAGAUCUUUCAUGUGGGGUUGUUUAGAGGGUGCAUUCUUUUCCACAGAAAGUCGUUUAACCAGAAAUCAUUCUAUCCAGUAGAAUGAUUGGGAUAAUAUGGGGAUUAGUCUGAGAUUGUUGGAGCCAAUAACCCAUACACAAACACAUAAUGGGUAUGAUGUCCUGCCCUAGUACAGGAAGAUUCUCUGGUUCUGGAAAGCGUUCAUUUGCCAAUGGUUUGUGACCGUUGCAGCUCCAUGUAAUACAAUAAUUUACAAGCUACUGUAAUUCUUUACAGAAUUGUAACUGAAAAUGCAAACAAUCGAGUAGUUAUAGGAUUAUCGUUAGAUCAGGCCUUUCUAAUUUUGUUACUUGUGUUAAUGACUGUAUGUUCAAUUGCACUAGCGAAGUUCUUUUGGAAAGUACUUUCCAUGUCAUGCAUCAUUUGGUGUAAAUUGAGUCAUUUUCACAACUCUUCUUUUAGAUUCUUUUAAAUGUAAUAAAAGCCUUUGUUUUUAUUCAUAACUAGGCCAAAUAAUUAGUAAAUGGCUUUCAUAAUUUUAAUUGAUUUGAUGACUCCCUCAUUUUACUGUUGUAAAUUUAAGCCAUGUCUUGUACAUGUGUGUAUGGCGAUACAGCAUGCCUGUUUGAAAAUCUUAGUCAUAAUGAACAAUGGUGACACUGCAGAAUGAGAUAGCUGCUGAAAAAUGAUUUAAUAUUUUGCGCUGAUUAUUUGCACUGGUUAGAUAAUUAUUCCUCGGUCUUGACUGGCAGCUGCUAA
Molecule: messenger RNA, 8927 nt
Organism: Stegostoma tigrinum
Lineage: Eukaryota; Metazoa; Chordata; Chondrichthyes; Orectolobiformes; Stegostomatidae
Product: chloride intracellular channel protein 5-like
Exons: 6
Coding region: 373-1440 (355 amino acids)
Source: RefSeq, a predicted model, not a curated record